This is a messenger RNA of Lycium barbarum (goji berry), 474 nucleotides long. Its product is annotated as mitochondrial import receptor subunit TOM6 homolog. NCBI's taxonomy places the organism in Eukaryota, Viridiplantae, Streptophyta, Magnoliopsida, Solanales, Solanaceae. The transcript has 2 exons. The coding region runs from base 67 to 231 and encodes 54 amino acids. Gene Ontology annotation, cellular component: mitochondrial outer membrane translocase complex. The record is from RefSeq and is a predicted model, not a curated record.
CGGUAGUCACUACUCAAUUAGAAUUAGAAGGUAGGGUUUUAGAUCGUUCAAUCUCAAUAAGCAAAAAUGUUUCCAGGAAUGUUCAUGCGUAAACCUGACAAGGCAGCUGCUUUGAAGCAGUUGAAGACCCAUGUUGUGCUGUUCGGUACUUGGGUCGCCGUUAUUCGGGUCGCCCCAUACAUCCUCCAUUAUUUCUCCGAUCAGACCGAAGAACUCAAGCUCGACUUAUAGAUUACACCUUCUCUUUCUUCUCAGUUUCCCAACGAGAAAUAAUUGUUCAGAAGUAUGCCUCUGUCAACAUCUCCUUCCUCAGUUUGCCUAUUUCUUUCAUGUCCUUUCAUUCACACGUGCCACUAUUCUGAAAUUUGUUGACAUGUAAUGUAAUUGGAGAUCAAUAACCUAGUUGUGUGAGAACCUAAUUGUGUGAGAUAAACUUUGUUAUUCCCUUGCCAAUUUAGAGAUACGUUUAUCUUC